Ipomoea nil (Japanese morning glory) is the source of this 1861-nucleotide messenger RNA. RefSeq names its product pentatricopeptide repeat-containing protein At1g09220, mitochondrial. The transcript has 3 exons. The record is from RefSeq and is a predicted model, not a curated record. Lineage: Eukaryota; Viridiplantae; Streptophyta; Magnoliopsida; Solanales; Convolvulaceae. The coding region runs from base 401 to 1825 and encodes 474 amino acids. Gene Ontology annotation, biological process: RNA modification. Gene Ontology annotation, molecular function: protein binding; RNA binding.
CUACUCUCUCCCUCUCUCGCUGAGGUCUGGACUAGUCUCUCUCUCUCUCUGCCGGUGGAGCAAUGACGGCCGACGGCUGCUUCAACGACUGACGGAAUCGACUGCGUGGUGACUCUCUCUUUUUGCUGCUUGACCUCGGUGACGGACGAAGGAGUGACGGCUGGCAGUGACACAAAAUUUCAGAUUAAUUUCUGCUUGGCUAUAGUUGGAGUAGAGGACUCGGAAUGUGCAUAUUUGCUUCAGCUGCUGAACAUCAUAGUGAGGUUAUGCUUCGUGUUUCAAAUAUGCUGAAUGAUAUUUGCUUGAGAAUGCUCUCUGGUGGCUGUGAACUUGACCAUUCCUGGGUAACUUUCUUGAGUACAGUCAUCCCAUACAAUAACCCAGAAUAUAGGAGUGACUAAUGGUAAAGCCAUUGGUACAAGAAAGAAUGCUCUCAGGAGCUGCUGUCUCCCUGCUCUCCCUCGUACGUAAACAUGAACUCAAACGUACAGCAAUCCAACAACUCCACUCUCAUUUGAUCUUUGCUUCCGUCCACGCUGACUGCACCUCAACGCCGAUCGUACUCACUCUUUGGAACUCUGUUCUCCGCCACUACUCCCUCGGUUCCUUCCCCCAAGAAGCUCUUUUCCUAUUUCAGCAUCUGCAACGCAUAUUGAGACCCGGGUUCUUCUUUGAUAGCUUCGCUUACUCUUUCCUCAUUAAAGCUGCUGCUAAUCUAACCCAACCCAGUAUUGGAAAACAGGUGCAUUGCCUGAGCUUUAAAUCUGGGUUUCAUUCUCAUGUUUAUGUGCAAACUGCCUUGGUUGAUAUGUAUGUUAACUGUCGGUGUCUUGUGGAAUCCAAGAAUGUGUUCGACGAAAUGCCUAGCAGGAAUAGUGUGACUUGGAAUGUGUUGAUUACUGGGCUUAUCAAGUGGGGCGAGCUUGGGUUUGCUCGGGCUGUUUUCAAUGCGAUGCCGGAGAAGAAUGUAGUUUCUUGGACGGGUAUUAUUGAUGGGUACACACGGACGGGGAAAUUCAAUGAAGCUUUGUUGUUGUUCCGUGAAAUGGCGGUGAGUGAGGGGAUUAAACCAAGUGAAGUGACUCUUUUGACGAUUUUCCCUGCUGUUUGGAACCUUGGGCAUCUCAAGUCUUGCCAAAUGCUGCACGCUUAUGGGGAGAAAAGUGGGAUCAACUCUUUCGAUAUCCGCGUUAUGAACUCCCUUGUGGAUGCAUAUUCCAAGUGUGGGAGCAUAAACUAUGCUUCAAAAGCUUUUGAUGAUAUAUCAGAUGAAAGGAGGAAUUUGGUGUCAUGGACAUCAAUAAUAUCGGGAUUCGCAAUGCACGGGAUGGCCAAAGAAGCUUCAAAUGGUUUUAGGAUGAUGCAAAAUGCAAAUGUAAAACCAAAUCAGAUUACAUUCUUAAGUGUACUACAUGGUUGUAGCCAUGGUGGUUUGGUGGAUGAGGGUGUUGAGUUUUUUGGAAAGAUGGUUCAUGACUUUGGGCUUCAACCAAAUAUUAAACAUUAUGGAAGCUUGAUAGACAUGUUGGGGAGGGCAGGGAGAUUGGAAGAAGCAGAAAGGAUGGCUUUGGAGAUCCCUAAUGAGAUCUCCAAUAAUGUUGUGAUUUGGAGAACACUAUUGGGUGCUUGUAGUUUUCAUGGAAAUGCAGAGUUGGGACAGAGGGUUAUGCAGAAGAUUCUGGAGGUGGAGAGAACAUAUGGUGGUGAUUAUGUGUUGCUUUCUAAUAUUUUUGUUGAUAAUGGUAGGUAUAUAGAUUCUGAGGAGGUUAGGAGAUUAAUGGAUGAAGAAAAUGCACAAAAGGUGCCUGCCUUUAGUUUUGCCUAACUGUAAAUGAAGGUUCACCUUCUAUUGUGGCAUACU